AUGUUCAGUGGGUUUAUCCUCCUUGGGUUUUCUGUUGACCCUCAGACCCAGAUUCUGCUCUUCAUGUUGUUUCUGAUGAUUUACCUCCUGACCCUGUUGGGGAACCUGGUAAUGCUGCUGGUUAUCAGAGUUGAUCCCCACCUCCACACGCCCAUGUACUUCUUUUUGGGACUGCUCUCCUUUCUGGACAUCUGCCAUUCAUCUGUCACACUCCCCAAGAUGCUGGAGAAUCUACUUUCUGAAAGUAAAACCAUCUUUGUAGAGAGCUGCCUGGCUCAGGCCUUCUUUGUGUUUGCCACCGGGGGCACUGAGGCACGUCUGCUGGCUGUGAUGGCCUAUGACCGCUAUGUAGCCAUCAGCUCCCCUCUGCUCUAUGGCCAGGUGAUGAACAACCAGCUCUGUACUGGGCUGGUGUGGGGCUCCUGGGGCCUGGCCUUUGUUGAUGCUGUCAUCAACAUCCUUCUGGCUGUCAAUUUAGACUAUUGUGAGGACCAAACUAUUCCCCACUUCAGCUGCGAGCUGUCUUCUCUCUUCCAUCUUUCUUGCUCUGAUACCUCCACCAAUUUCACACUCUUGCUCUGCUCUUCUGUCUUCCGUUACUUUGGAACCUUAAUUUUAAUCUUCUUCUCUUAUAUCUGCAUUGUCUCCACCAUCCUGAGCAUCAGCUCCACCUCAGGCAGAAGCAAGGCCUUCUCUACCUGCUCCUCCCACCUCACUGCAGUGAUCCUGUUCUAUGGCUCAGGUUUCCUCAGUUAUCUCUUUGCCAACCUCAGGUUCCUCCUGGAGAUGAUCUUCCCUUUACAAUACAGUGUGAUCACUCCCAUGCUGAAUCCCCUCAUCUAUAGCCUUUAG
Balaenoptera musculus (blue whale) is the source of this 852-nucleotide messenger RNA. RefSeq names its product olfactory receptor 8S1-like. Gene Ontology annotation, biological process: G protein-coupled receptor signaling pathway. Lineage: Eukaryota; Metazoa; Chordata; Mammalia; Artiodactyla; Balaenopteridae. Gene Ontology annotation, molecular function: G protein-coupled receptor activity; olfactory receptor activity. Gene Ontology annotation, cellular component: membrane. The record is from RefSeq and is a predicted model, not a curated record.